UUGUCCUCUCUCUUCUUCUCCUUGUUCAAAACCCUUAUUUCUGCUCCUCUCUUUAUUAUUUUUUUUUUCCCCAUAAUUUUCCAAUAAGAAAAAUAAUCACUAAAUAUGUAUUCGAUGAGAGGAGAAGAUUGCUUCCGAUCGUUACACAACAUACAAGAGUAUCAAAACCAGCCAACCCUCCCUUGGACCCGCCCAUCAUUCUACCCGGCCAUGUCUUCCUUCGGAUACUCCGACUUGACCCGACGAGACGGUUUCGGUUCUCCGAUUCCCUCCAUGGAUCAUCACCACAACCAUCUUCAGUUCUUGUCCGAAGCUCUCGGACCUAACAUGAGACCCGGGUCGGGUCUGGGUUGGGUCGGGUUCGGUGGAGAGAUGGGGCAAAUGACGGCUCGAGAGAUUAUGGAUGUUAAGGCUUUGGCUGCUUCGAAGAGCCACAGUGAAGCCGAGAGGAGGCGACGAGAGAGGAUUAAUAAUCAUCUUUCUAAGCUGCGUAGCAUAUUACCAAACACAACUAAAACGGACAAAGCCUCUUUGCUGGCGGAAGUUAUCCAACAUACGAAAGAACUGAAACAGCAAACGUCUCUGAUCGCCGAUACGUGUCCGAUCCCGACUGAGACCGACGAGCUGACUGUAGAUUUUUCCUACGACGAUGGCGAUGGCAACUUCGUGAUAAAGGCGUCAUUCUGCUGCCAAGACAGGGCUGAUCUCAUGAAUGACGUCAUCAAGGCGCUGAAGGAACUGCGUUUGCAAACGCGCAAAGCCGAGAUCACGACCGUUGGCAGCCGCGUCAAGAACGUGCUUUUCAUAAGCGGUGAAGAAACUCGAGCUGAUGAUGAACAAAAGAUAUAUAACCGUGUGAGUUUGAUCCAAGCAGCUUUGAAGGCGGUGAUAGAGAAAUGUGUUCCAGGGGAUAGCAAUUCCGACCAGUCUUCUCUAGGAGGUGCCAAGAGACAAAGAACUAAUAAUAUUACUAAUCGUUGUUACUGAUAAUAUAUAUACACACAAACUUUAGGUUAUAAUUUUAGCAAUAGAAUGAUUUUUUUUAUAACGGAGGACCCCUAACUGCUACCCUUCGGGCGCACUGACUAGGUAAACCUCCGUCCCGGGAGCAGCCUUUGUAUAUGAAUCAUAUAAACCCAGAAAUUACCUCCCUCCCCACCAGCCAAUAAUCGAACACUCAACCUCAAGGUGAAGUUACCUCCUACCCCAAACUUGACCACUCGCCCACAAUCUGUUGGGUUUUAGCAAUAGAAUGAUAUACUGAACCAUCAGGGUUCUUUCGUUAUCUGAUGUAGAAACCUUCGGUUUAGGGUUUAUAAUGAUGGGUUUGGUUUAUACAUAUGUACUCGAGACUCUUUGUUGUCUUAAGACAUGAAAUUGUAAACUAAAGUGGUCGGCUUUGGGUUAGUGAAUGAAUGAAUUCUA
Tarenaya hassleriana is the source of this 1425-nucleotide messenger RNA. Its product is annotated as transcription factor AIG1-like. The coding region runs from base 106 to 987 and encodes 293 amino acids. NCBI's taxonomy places the organism in Eukaryota, Viridiplantae, Streptophyta, Magnoliopsida, Brassicales, Cleomaceae. Gene Ontology annotation, biological process: regulation of DNA-templated transcription. The transcript has 2 exons. Gene Ontology annotation, molecular function: protein dimerization activity; DNA-binding transcription factor activity. The record is from RefSeq and is a predicted model, not a curated record.